Messenger RNA from Talaromyces atroroseus, 2694 nucleotides. RefSeq lists its product as hypothetical. The coding region runs from base 1 to 2694 and encodes 897 amino acids. The record is from RefSeq and is a predicted model, not a curated record. The transcript has 4 exons. Gene Ontology annotation, cellular component: gamma-tubulin small complex; spindle pole; mitotic spindle pole body. Gene Ontology annotation, molecular function: microtubule minus-end binding; gamma-tubulin binding. Gene Ontology annotation, biological process: cytoplasmic microtubule organization; mitotic cell cycle; spindle assembly. NCBI's taxonomy places the organism in Eukaryota, Fungi, Ascomycota, Eurotiomycetes, Eurotiales, Trichocomaceae.
AUGUCCUCCAAUGAUCGCCGUGCUGCCAGCUACAACAUAGGCGGCGGUACACGACCCCGCGUCGCUUCCAGGCGCGCUGUUGGCGAAAGCGACUACAGGGCGUCUCGACAAGGCGAAGAGGCUAGCAUCAAAUCACCGCUGCUCUCUGAAAAGAUGGAACAUCUCCGCGGCAGUACUUCGAGCGCGAGAGGCGUGCACAGAGAACCCGGGAGCACGGCAGUUGACCGCCGAACGGAGCGGACAGCGGUUACAACGCGCGACAAAAUUCACGUCAAGACGCGAAAUCCAGUCAAGGAGUCCCCGAAUGCAGGCAAUCGUGGAGAAUUUGAAAGAUCAAGGUCCAAAAAGACAGCCUCGCCUCCUCCUAGGUGGAAGGAAAAGGACGCUGGAGACGUGCCAUGGAUCCCUCAGGCUGCUUUGAUUCCUCACUCCUCUGCUCCCUUGGCAAGUCGUGUCUCAGUACCUCCUCUUGCGUCGAUUUCUCCGCAGACGCUCGAACCUAUAUCGUUUAAAGAAAUGUCUAUGGACGAGCAAGAGAAUGCUAUCUUGCAGGACAUCCUUUUUGUGUUCAUGGGUUACGAAGGUCAAUAUAUACGCUACCACACCUCAUACGAUCCUUCGGUGGAAAAGGACCGGCUAGUUGGCCCAUCUUUCCAGAUCGGCUCAGGCUUAGAUCCCAGUCUGAAGGAUUUGACAAUCUCGAUGCUAAAAAUGGCUACGCAUUACAGCGCCCUGGAAGCAUUCGUGGAUGUGCUGAGUCGCCCAGAGUAUGGCGCAGUCAGUCAUGCCCUGUGCGCAGCUAUUCGAAAGCUCUUGAAAGAUUAUCUGAUUCUCGUAGCACAGCUCGAGAAUCAGCUACUCAACAACCCGAAUUUCACCUUACACGUUCUUCACCUUCAGACCAUGCCGACGAGCCAGAGUUUAGCGCAACUUCAUUCGCUCAGUCAGGAGUUGUUAAGACGUAAUAAGCUACUUGACCAAGAUCUGGACGAGUCAAUCGACGACUUUGAUGACGUUGACAACAUUCUCGAGCAGCUCAAGGAAGGUGGCGAUCUUGUACCGGGGAGUAUGUCGAGCAAAAAGAUAUGUAAAGGUGGUAAUGUUCUGGGGCUUCUGACGGAACGGCUGGCCACGUUUUCGGGGGAUCCCGCAACCAAGACACUGCUGCAGACAUUGCUUCGAGAGGCUAGCAGGCCGUAUAUGACGAUGCUGAAUGAAUGGCUGCACCAUGGGGUGAUAAGGGACCCCCACAGUGAAUUCUUGAUCAAGGAACAGAAGUGGAUAAAGAGAGAAAAGCUUGAAGAAGACUACACUGACGAGUACUGGGAGAAGCGGUACACGAUUCGUGAUAACGAGGUACCACCACAGUUAGAGAGCGUCCGGGAUAAAGUGCUACUUGCCGGGAAAUACCUCAAUGUUGUACGAGAGUGUGGAGGAGUGGAUGUCAAUAAAGCCGUCAAAGAUAUUCCGAAGACCUUCGAUGAUCCCCGAUUCCUAGACAACGUGAACAGUGCUUACGCCUACGCAAACACAUCUCUGCUAAACCUUCUCCUAUCCGAGAAUUCACUAACCACACGUUUCCGUUCGUUAAAACACUACUUCUUCCUCGACAGAUCGGACUUCUUUUCUUACUUCAUGGAACUAAGCGCUUCUGAACUUCGCAAGGCUGCAAAGAACGUGAACGAGAGCAAGCUUCAGUCCCUUCUUGACUUGGUGCUUCGACAACCGGGGAGCAUUGCCGCCUCAGACCCUUUCAAGGAAGAUGUCAAAGUGAAAAUGAACAAGAUUGGCCUGACCAGGUGGCUGAUGCAGGUUGUCAGCGUCUCCGGCAUUGAUCAAGACAAUCCAGAUGGCGGGGUUGAGAAAUAUCAAGCCCCUACCACUCAGCCAGCCGAAGACGAGAAGGAUAUCAUUGGGUUUGACGCUCUUGAACUGGACUACAUGGUGCCAUUCCCGUUGUCGCUUGUGAUUAGUCGAAAGACGGUCUUGAGAUACCAGCUCAUAUUCCGAUAUCUCUUAUCACUGCGACAUCUGGAAAAUCUCCUCGUCACUUCCUGGCAAGACCAACAAAAAGUGCUUGGCUGGCGCCAUAAGUCGUCUGAUCGGAGGCUGGAAAUGUGGAAGAGAAGAGCGUGGACCCUUCGCGCGAAGAUGUUAGUUUUCAUCCAACAACUUCUAUAUUUCUGCACCGCCGAAGUCAUUGAGCCCAACUGGCAGAACCUGAUGGAGCGUGUCAACGGCACUGCAGCUGGCGGGGACAGUCUGCCUGGAGAUGUAGAUGGAGGAUCGAGACAGGUUAAUCGAACGGUAGACGAGUUAAUGCAAGAUCAUGUUGAUUUCCUCGAUACGUGUCUCAAGGAAUGCAUGCUUACUCAGGCCAAACUUUUAAAGAUCCAUUCUAAACUCAUGACAUGCUGCACAAUGUUUGCCUCUUGGACAGCAGCAUCGCUAGGCCGGAGUAUGUCCUCGGCCGAUCCAGAUCUGUCCGCUGGAGCGCCUGGAGCGCCUGCCGAUGCCCGUCCGUACGAUUCGACGCGAUUGACCAAGCUGGAAGACACCUUGAAGAGAUACGAGGAUCACUUCAAUCGCCAUUUGCGAAUACUCUUAGACAGUCUGAACUAUUUUGCGGCAACUGAAAGUGUCGUCCUGCUGAAACUCGCACAUUCUCUGAGCUCUAUUGGCAAGGAUGAGUAA